This is a messenger RNA of Cucurbitaria berberidis CBS 394.84, 1930 nucleotides long. RefSeq names its product general substrate transporter. The transcript is spliced from 2 exons. Gene Ontology annotation, biological process: carbohydrate transport; transmembrane transport. The record is from RefSeq and is a predicted model, not a curated record. The coding region runs from base 318 to 1850 and encodes 510 amino acids. Gene Ontology annotation, molecular function: carbohydrate:proton symporter activity. Gene Ontology annotation, cellular component: membrane. NCBI's taxonomy places the organism in Eukaryota, Fungi, Ascomycota, Dothideomycetes, Pleosporales, Cucurbitariaceae.
GCGAUCGGCAGGCUGUAGUCGUUAUUAUUUGCGCAUACGGAAAGCAACAUAACCGAAAUCCGGGCGAUGAUAGCAGCUUUCUCCGAUACUGCUCAAUCUGGUAUCAACCAAUUCCCGCCAGAGACGAUAGCAAGCAUGAUAGCCGGCACAAUUCAGCAGUGCAGUGCGUGAUAUCAAGGGACUCCAGACUAAGAGACAGUGAAGAGAUGCGUAGAGCCUUGAGACAGCGGCUGGCGUUAUAUUUCACUGCAACAGCCGUGAGGUUUCGCCUACUCACCUAAUAAACCGUUCAAGAAGAAGGUUAGACGCAGGGAGUUAUGGUAGAACGCAAAGUCUCGCGGCUGGUACCGCGCAACUCAAAAGCACUGGUCGUAUGUCUGAUCAUGCUUUCAGCAAUCGACUCCGUCCUCGUAGGCUACGACUCUUCCCUAAUGGGGUCAUUCAAUGUAAUGCCCUCCUACAUAUCCUACUUUACUCUCAACACUACGACGAAGUCCCUCAACACAGCUAUAUCCUACGUCAGCGGCGCAGCCAUUUCCUUCAUCUCCGGACCAUGGGUAGAUUGGCGGGGUCGUCGUGAGGCCAUCUUUUGGUCCGCAUUAAUCACGCUAGUUGGCGGAGUGAUUCAAGGUGCUGCUCACAACAUUGCAACAUUCCUUGCAGGAAGACUGAUCGUGGGAUUUGGAAUGGGGCUUGCGCAGACUAGUACGCCAACCUUGCUGGCGGAGACGGUGCCAGUGAGGUGGAGGGGUUUUGCGAUGGGGUUGUAUUAUGCGUGCUGGGGGGUUGGGACGUUGCUUGCUAGUGGGGUUUGCUAUGGUACGCAGAGCCUGACAACAACUUGGGCAUGGCGCAUCCCAUCACUUCUUCAGGCUGCUCCAUCGGUGUGGUGUUUGAUCAUCUUGCUCUUUAUUCCUGAGUCGCCCCGCUGGCUGAUCGCAAAGGGUCGCAAAGAGGAGGCACUAGAAGUCAUCGCAAUAGCCAAUUCGAACGGCAAUGUGGACGAUCCCGUAGUCAAGGUCCAGUUCAAGGAGAUCGAAGAUACCAUACGUUUUGAGAAAGAACGGGAAUCAUCAGUCUGGAAGGCCCUCAUCCACCCAUCAAACCGCAAGCGCGUGCUUAUCACGGCGACAUUCCCACUUUUUGUCAUGCUACCUGGAACCAACAUUGUCACUUUCUACUUUGGUGACAUGCUGAGCAGCGCCGGUAUUGAGGACCCCACUACGCAGCUCCAGAUCAACGUCAUUCUCACAUCUUUCACGCUUGUCGUCGCUCUUGCUGGAUCCUGGUUCGCAGACAAGGUCGGCCGCAAGACGUUGUGCGCCGGCUCGCUCACUGGUGGUAUCGUAUCUUUGUACGUUCUAGCGGGGCUCACUGCAAAGUACGGAGAGUCUGGGGAUUCGAGUGGCAUCUACGGUACAAUCGCGAUGAUAUUCAUCUACAAUGCAACCUACGCAUGGGGCAUGACGCCGCUUACCGUGCUAUAUCCACCAGAGGUCCUGUCAUAUGACAUCCGUGCUAUAGGUAUGGGUAUCUAUACGCUUGUAACGAAGCUCUGUGGGAUCUUUGUCACCAUGGUCAUUCCAUUCGGCAUGAAAGCAAUCAGCUGGAAGGUGUAUAUCAUCAACGCUAGUGUCGAUAUACUAUUCGUCCUAUUCGUGCUCCUCGUCUGGGUGGAAACGCGAGGCUUAACGCUCGAAGAGGUGGAUAAAGUUUUUGAUGGUGUGAAGCACUCGAACGUGCCGGAUCUAGAGACUAUCAAAGGUGGAGAACAAGACGCUCUAGUGGUUACCGAAGGUUUCGUUACAACCCGUCAGAAUGUAGGGUUUGAAAACAAGGAGGCGACAUGAAUACAUCGCGAGCUAUAUCUCAGACGAGAGAAAUACUCUAACAUAAAUAAAUGAAAAGCGUCAAAUACAGGGACACGGCC